This is a messenger RNA of Electrophorus electricus (electric eel), 1970 nucleotides long. RefSeq names its product ELMO/CED-12 domain containing 3 (gene elmod3). Lineage: Eukaryota; Metazoa; Chordata; Actinopteri; Gymnotiformes; Gymnotidae. The record is from RefSeq and is a predicted model, not a curated record.
GGGAAGGGAAGCCGAGAUUGGAGGGAGAAGAGAGGUGGACUAAUGCGCUUUUAAUGUCUGAAUAGCACUGAAAAAGUCCGUGCCACGUUCCUUUUUUUUGCAACGGAGCAUUUCCUCUGUUUUCAGGUGUCCGGCCGGCGUCGCUGUUCUGCUGGUGCCCGGCGCGUGGGCGUCCUCCCAGACACGCCGUGGCAUGCGUUGGCACCUGGCUUAGCUGCCAUCAGCCUUCCCGUGCCGCAGCCGUCGCCACGUGUGAGUUUCCGUGACCUGCGUCCCAGCGCAGGGCGUGAAUAUGUGUCCCCCUGCUGCCGUCUGAUUGGCUGGCCUGGCUCCAAUGGAAGGAGGAGGAAGCGCGGGGGCCCUCGUCCACCAGUAGGGGGCAGCGUGGUGCCUGACCCCCCACGCCCCUCCUAAGUGCGGUGCGACCCACACACACGAACUGAUCUGAAGCACCAAACCUGUUCCACACGACUCCGUUACUCACAACUGACCUGGGACCUGUGGAUAUCCAGGAAUGCGUUUGUCUGCUCGUACCUAAGUGUCUCCCCCGGCGAGCGGACAAUGUUCGUGCAGUGACCAGGCGUGCUCUCUAGCGCCCCCCUCAGGGAGAGAGCUGGAUCCAGGCGGACGUAAAUCCCGAGCGAUGGCUGACGUUAGCGGACAGUAGCGGCACACCGGGACACUCGUCUGGACGUGGGACAUGGAAGGGGACACUGCAGUCACAACCCACCAAGAGGGCUCAAAUGGUUUUUCCCAGGAGUGCAGGCGGAGAGAGGAGGCACCCAACGGGCGCUCCAAAUACGCCCCUGUCCCGAAUGGCUUCCCUCCAGGCGACGGUGGCGGUCCCCACGGCGGCAGUUCCUGCGCCCCGAUUUCAGCCCUGAAGCAGAAUGGGCUUCUCCAGACGCUGACGGAGGGACAAGCUCAGAUGACAGCAGACGAUGUGAACUCUGAGCUGGAGCGCGCACAGCAGGAAUGGGACGCACUGGAGAGCAUCCAGCCAGUUCCUGUUGAAGAUCUCACACCCUCCCCUCUGAUCUCCUUCAACGAGGCCCUGCAGCACUUUCAGACCACAGACCUCGGGGACAUGCUGAGGACCAUCCAGCCCACGGUCCGACGUACCGGAUUGGCUGCCCUCACUCACUUCCUGUUUGGUCCGCCACGUCUGCACAGAGAACUGAUACAGGAGCGUGACCUCGUGUUCGCCAUCGCCCAGUGUUCUCUGGAUAACAGCCAGCCUGUGCACAUGCGUGUGCUGCAGACCGUGUACCGCAAGCUCACGUGUACACGCGUGGACUGCCCGCGCUACGGGCCACACUGGGAGAACGUCGGCUUUCAGGGUACAGAUCCUGCCACAGAUUUGAGGGGGACAGGUUUACUGGGACUGAUGCAUGCACUGUACUUGCUAAUGGACCCAGAGACACUCCCACUGGCCAGAGACAUCUACAGACUGUCCCAGCAUCCUGUGCAGAACUUUCCGUUCAGUGUGAUGUCCAUCAAUGUGAGUCGCAUCGCUCUGCACGCGCUCAGGGAGGAGGUGUUGUCCAGGGAGUGUAACCGCCGGCAGCAGGUGGUGGGUGUGCUGAAUGAGUUCUACGCUGCCGCGUUCCGGCACCUCUACCAGGUCUGGAGGCGCGAGAAGAAGACCAUCUCUGACUCGGGCUACGUGCUGAAAGAAGUGGAGCUCUACGCCAAAAAGUACCCCAAGCAGCUUCUGCGGGGGCUGGACAGCUACCUGCAGGAGAGACGCGCCGUGAUUGGCCACAGAACGUCACCUGACACGCUGUCGCAUAGUAACCGGUCUCCCGGUGACAGAGAGUCCCGUGCAAGCAGCCAAACCGGAAGGGAGGGGAAGGAGAUGAACUUCACGGGCGUGUGUGACCUCCCGCCGGAAAUGGAGGGAGAGGCCCGACUGAUCUGAGAGUGUGUGUGUGUGUGUGUGUGUGUGUGUGUGUGUGUGAGUGUGAGAG